CGCGCCUCGGCUCCCGCAUCCCUCCAUCCAACCCUGUGCCGCAGCCGCAUCGCCACCGCAGCCUAGGCAGAGCCCAGUCGGCCCAGGCCCCUGUCUCUGCCUGGCCUCAGCUCCCCGCCCCCCCCCGCCGCGCACCUUAUCCGCACCUUAUCCUCGGAGGUCUAGCCCGGUGCCCCCAGACCCCGGCCUCCAGCACAGAGGCAAGAGGCAGAGAGCAGCAGCGGAGGCGGGAGGACGAAGAAGGGGAGGAGGAGCCCGUCGCAGGAUGAAGGAUCGGACUCAGGAGCUGCGGAGUGCAAAAGACAGUGAUGAUGAAGAGGAGGUGGUCCAUGUGGAUCGAGACCACUUUAUGGAUGAGUUCUUCGAGCAGGUGGAAGAGAUCCGAGGCUGCAUCGAGAAACUGUCUGAGGACGUGGAGCAAGUGAAGAAACAGCACAGCGCCAUUCUUGCCGCCCCCAACCCCGAUGAGAAGACCAAACAGGAGCUGGAGGACCUCACGGCAGACAUCAAAAAGACGGCAAACAAGGUCCGGUCCAAGUUGAAAGCGAUCGAGCAAAGCAUUGAGCAGGAAGAGGGGCUGAAUCGUUCCUCUGCAGACCUGCGCAUCCGCAAGACCCAGCACUCCACACUCUCUCGGAAGUUCGUGGAGGUAAUGACCGAAUAUAAUGCAACUCAGUCCAAGUACCGGGACCGCUGCAAGGACCGCAUCCAGAGGCAGCUGGAGAUCACUGGUAGGACUACUACCAAUGAAGAACUGGAAGACAUGUUGGAAAGCGGGAAGCUGGCCAUCUUCACGGAUGAUAUCAAAAUGGACUCACAGAUGACGAAGCAAGCUCUGAAUGAAAUCGAGACAAGGCACAAUGAGAUCAUCAAACUGGAAACCAGCAUCCGAGAGCUGCAUGACAUGUUUGUGGACAUGGCCAUGCUCGUAGAGAGCCAGGGUGAGAUGAUUGACCGAAUUGAGUACAACGUGGAACAUUCCGUGGACUACGUGGAACGAGCCGUGUCCGACACCAAGAAAGCUGUGAAGUAUCAGAGCAAGGCCAGGAGGAAGAAAAUUAUGAUCAUCAUUUGCUGUGUGGUGCUGGGGGUGGUCUUGGCGUCAUCCAUUGGGGGGACACUGGGCUUGUAGGCCCCUACCCUUCUCUUCCCCAGGACCCUCCCCACACAUCGGGAGCAAUACCCCCCGACCCUUUCACCUUUUCCCUGCUCCAAGCUCACUCCCAAAACAGACCCAGGCAGUUCCAGCCACUCUUACCCUCACGCAGACCCUGGAGUCCCUGGCUCUCACCUUGCCGCACAUAGAUAGCAGCAGGCGUGAUCACACAUGCACACCAACAUGCAUGCCGAGGGCACAUGCUCAAGAUGUGUGGACACCCCAGCGUGUGUGUACUUGUGUAGAUGUAUGUAGAUGCCCCGACCCUCUUGCUGCCACCUUCAUCCUGUGUGGUCUGAGCUUUCCUCUCUAUCCGGCUGCUGUGCUAACUGUAGCAGCCCACCAUGGCCCAACCUGUCCUGUGUGAAUAGACAUGGAUAGUGUGUGUGUGUGUGUACACAUGCACGUGUGUGUGUGUGUGCGUGUGUAGAUCUGUGCCCAUACAGUGUAUGUGCAUUGAGUUUUGUGAGUGUGAAAACCCAAUGUAAAAGCAAUUCCUCCACUGACCUUCUCUCCUAUCUGCUACAUCUGGACUGGGAGGAACGUGUAACGAUAAUUCACAUCCUCAGAGGAUCCAGGGAGGCCCAGCGACCAUGCUGCACAUCUUAUAUGAUGUAGAACAAACUCUCCUGGCUUGCUUACUGUAAGCCAGGGGUCCAAUCAUGUCCUGGGGACUCUCUCUCUCUCUCUCUCUCUCUCUCUCUCUCUCUCUCUGUGUGUGUGUGUGUGUGUGUGUGUGUGUGUGUGUGUGUGUGUGUGUUGGGUCUUUGAGUUCAGGGGAAGCACGUGGAAGCCUGUGUGUGUAAAUGAUAAACAGCCUGGCUUAGUUUGGAUGAAUGUGUAUUUUCCUUAACAAAUGAUGUAAAGGGCUUCUGCACGAGGUGUGUGUGUGUGUGUGUGUGUGUGUGUGUGUGUGUGUGUGUGUGUGUGUAAAGUAUUGAUAGUUUUCUCCUCAGACAGAGCCCUCCACGCUGUGAAUCAGACAUUAUUUUGGGUGGGUACAGAUACCUAUUUCUAAGCUAUCUUGAAUAUGACUGUAUGUGACUGUAUGUGUGCAUGUGUGCAUCUUUAGGGACUUUACAUAAUGUGUCUCUGCUUCUAUAUGUCACACAUACACACACACACACACUCAUACACACGCACUCACAUAUACAUACACGCACACGCGCUCACACACACACACAUACCCUUCUUUAAGGCUAUGCUCCCACUCAGGUUUGUUUCUUUAGGCUCGGUUGCUUCCACUCCAUCUGUCAAAGCAGAAGACACAUGCAUACACUGCUCCAUCGAAAGUGCGAGUGGAGCUUCCUGCCUCAUCAGACCAUCUGAUGGGGAAACACAGAUCCACAUUCUUACUUUUCUCUGUUUCUGCCUGACAGCAGAACUGAGCCUUGGACAACUAGCACACACUAUAUACUCAUGAACACUGAGGCUGGGGAAGUUCCAGAAAGGUAGCCACACAUAAACAGCAUAGUGCCUGCCCGGGGCCAUACCUGCCUGUACAUAAGUGUCUCCUGGAGGGGUAUGGUAGGAGUAAUGAGGUUAGAGGUCAAGGGCUGCCUGUGGCAGGUGGAAAAUCACAGUAUUUCCCCUUCCUGCCUCUCAGACUCACCUUAGAAACCAUUGUUUCUCCUCACCGCCUCAGCUGAGACUUUGAACUUUCUCAAAAAAAAAAAAACAAAAACAAAAACAAAAAAAAAGUGCAUUUGGGCAACUGGAUUUCACAUAUACCUGAGUGGCCACUUAGGGUCAUCCUUGAACCUGUCCCUGGACAUGUCUUCUGCUGAAACAUCGGCCAUGGCCACAACCACUGCUGAGUGUCUGGGAUAGUGAGACGGGCUGGUCUGUGGCAGUAAGGAAUGGAGGAACUCUUACAUCGUGUGGGCAGCUGUGCAGUUUAUGGGUUCUUUGGGAGCAGGCAGAAGGUAAAUGGGAUAAAGGACAGAGCUAGCAGCCCUUUGGAGGCGAUAUACAGAGGAGCGUGUCUCCUGCCCUGGAGUAGGGCAGUCACAUGAAGUGUCUGUGUGCGCAAGUGCAGCAGAGCUCGGGGAGAAGGGAGUGGCCCUGCAAAUAGGACCUUCCAGAGAACAAGACGCCUCUGAGCCAGCUCUGACAGCUCAUCUCUUCCCUGCCUGGCUGUUUGAGCCCUGCCCACCUGGUGUGUGUGUGUGUGUGUGUGUGUGUGUGUGUGUGUCCAUGUCCACAUAUAUGUAAACCCAGGUUAGCUGUGCUGAGGAGGGAGCCUGCCUAUCCAUUCCAGAAUACUCUUCCGCAGGGCCCAGAGCCUCCUGCCCCCACCUUUGGCUUCUUUGGAGAUGUCAGAGGAGGCCUCAGGAUCCAGUUCCCGGCAUCUUUGAGCCCAGCCAGCCAGAACUCCCAUUAACCCAGAUGUUUCUAGUGGCCUCCCCGACACCCCAGUCAUGGUGUUCACAAGGACAGGACUGUGGCUACCAUGCUGCUCCUGCCUCUUAGAAUGACAAUGGGCCCGCGGCUGCCCACCAUUGGGCCUCAAGUGAAUGAGCAGUCCCUGAGAGUCAGCUGUAACCCAGCUUUCUACAAGACCCACACAUCACAUGACGGACAUGCUUGUUGACUGCUGUCCACAUGUGUAUCCUGGAUGGUUGUCUGGGGGCUGGUGUCUGUUGCAUGUUCUCAGAUGUGUGCUGCGUGCCCUCCACACCCCACAAACCAUCAAGCCCAAUUAUGCCCCCUUGGUGGUCCCAGGCCCAAGCCAGGACUCAAUGCUUCCAUUCUCCCUUUCCUUGCCUCUUACAAAGCACACUGCGUGUCCAUCUCUUGUGCCCGUGGGUCAUCAUGCUCCCAUCAUACCUUGAGCGUGUACACGUGUGUUCUAUGCACUCGCCCUGCCCUACCUACCCAACAGAGGACAAGAUGGUCAGCCCCUAGCUCCCUUCUCCCCCACCUAGCCUCUCCCCACGCCCCGCUGUGCAACUGUGUGCGUUGGUGUGUUUCUGUGUCGCUGGCGUGUCAUGUGAUGUAGCCAUGUUUGCUGACAUGAGCCCCUGCCCUUCUCUUUUUCUCCAUUGGUUUCUAGAACUCUCUUCCUCCCCUCCCCUGAGGGGACAGGACUCCUGGGGCCUAGCUGGGGGCCUGAGCCUGGCCACCCUCCUGUUAGCCCUCAGAGUCUUAUUUCUCUCUAUUGGUGACCAAGUUGCAAAUGGAUAAAAUACAGGAAAUUCUGACCCCCUGCCCCAGACCUGCAUGUCCUGUCCCCAGUGCCCCGAACCCCAUCCUGGGCCGGGUUGGGCCUGGCGGGACGGGAGAAAUAGCAACUAAUCCAACAGCGGGCUUCGGUGUGCUGACUUCCUUCUGUCCUCA
Messenger RNA from Mus pahari (shrew mouse), 4495 nucleotides. RefSeq names its product syntaxin 1B (gene Stx1b). Gene Ontology annotation, cellular component: endomembrane system; plasma membrane; SNARE complex. The coding region runs from base 266 to 1132 and encodes 288 amino acids. Gene Ontology annotation, biological process: intracellular protein transport; exocytic insertion of neurotransmitter receptor to postsynaptic membrane; vesicle fusion. Gene Ontology annotation, molecular function: SNAP receptor activity; SNARE binding. The record is from RefSeq and is a predicted model, not a curated record. The transcript has 10 exons. NCBI's taxonomy places the organism in Eukaryota, Metazoa, Chordata, Mammalia, Rodentia, Muridae.